CAAAAUUUUCCAUUAUCUCACACUUUCACUUACUCUCUCAUCGCGUCUCCUGAGUCUAACCGUCUUCACGGCCGACAGAACCCUCUGCAGCUCCGAGCUCAACCUGUGUUCAGCCAGCCGUCGCCGUUUAUUCUUGCUCCUUAGCCCAUUGCUCCUGAACUGCUUGUGCAGACCUCCUCUUUCGCUCGCUGCCCCAACAUUUAAUUUGAUUUAUUCAUCCUUACCAUAAAAAGAUGGCUUAUGCUGUUGUUGAUUCACUCAACCACACGAUACCUCGAAUCCUGAGUGAAGAUGAGCAGUAUCCCAUUUCUGAUGAGGGAAAGCAACUGAUCGAGUUGCUCAGCAAAGAUAUAGCUCUCCUCCGAGGCUUCCUCGAGGGUACUAAAGAGGAAGGCAUGAGCUUGGAAACUCGAAUCAGGGACGCUGCGAAUCGAGCUGAAGAUGUUAUGGAGCACUUGAUGUACGAGCAUCUCAGAUACAAAACAGUAGUUGGAACAGAUAUUAUUCUGUAUGAUUUUCGUGAGCUCAAAAAUGCGAUGGAGGAGAUUAACUCCAUUGCUGAAGAGGUGGAAAUAGUGCAGCAGCAGCAGCAAGGUGGCCUUCCAGCAGCGCAGUCCAAGACGAGAUUAUCGUUAGAGAUAGAAGCGCCCAUUGUGAAUACUGUCACGGUUGGUCUGGACGAGCACGUCAAGAAAAUAAGAGAUCUGCUCUGUGGAGGAUCAUCUGCAAACCAGAUCAUCCCAAUCACGGGGAUGGGUGGUAUUGGGAAGACAACGCUUGCCAGAGCUGUUUAUCAGAAUGAAGAAGUUGUCCAGACCUUUCCAACGCGUGUCUGGAUCGUUGUGUCCCAGAAUUAUCAAACCGAAAAUAUUUUUGAAAUGCUCCUAUAUUCCUUGAUGAAACAAGUCGACAAAAGACUUGUGGAUGAUGAUGACACAAUGGAAAACAAAUUACACAGGGUCAUGACGUUGAAGAAGUUCUUGAUUGUGGUGGAUGAUCUAUGGAGUCCAAAGGCUUGGGACGACUUAAGGAAGGGAUUUGGCCACCCAAGAAAGCGUGACGGGAGUCGGAUUAUCAUAACCACAAGGAUCAAGGAAAUGGUUAAUUCUACGCACCAUGCUAUAUAUUCUUACACUCUGCCUCUCUUGGAUGACCAUCAAAGUUGGUGUCUGCUCAAGCAAAAAGUGUUUCCUUGUCACAAAGAAUGUCCAUCAGAGCUGGUGAAGAUCGGAAAGGAUAUUGCAAAAGGUUGCAAGGGGCUGCCCCUUGCAAUUGUUGUAGUUGCAGCUAAAUUGUCUCAAAGAAAACAGACUCAAUCCUCAUGGGAGGAAGUUGCUCAAAACUUACGUUCAUUUAUCGUGGAAGACCCGUUGUUUCGAGAGAGAAUGUUAUUGAGCUAUACUCACUUGCCUUGUAAUUUGAGGCCUUGUUUCUUAUACAUGUGUGGCUUCCCUGAAGAUUAUGAAAUUCGGGUCUCCAUGCUUAGCAAGUUAUUCAUGGCUGAAGGUUUUGUGGAAAAUGAAAUGGAGGCUGAACAAUAUUUGAUUUAUCUUGAGAGGCAAAACUUAGUUUUCAUUAAGGCAACCAAGUCCAAUGGCAAAAUCAAAAGUUACACUCUCCAUGGUUUGAUGCGUGACUUGAGCAAUAUAAAGGCUCUAGAUGAGAAUUAUGAGCGACGGCUCAAUAAUUCUCAUCUUGAUCUAAGGGAGGUUGCAAGGGCAUACACCUCGACCAUGCGCUCUGUUAUAAGCUUCCAGCGUAAUGAGAGCUCACUACGCGGUCUGCGCAAGUUCAAAUUGCUGAGGGUGUUGGAUGUGGUGGAUACAGAUGCAUAUGCACUCCCGGCUUCAGUGUUCGACCUCUUUCACUUGAGGUACCUUGCUUUCGGAUGUCCAAUGGAGGUUCCAUCAGCCAUAUCCAGACUUCAGAAACUUCGCGCUUUGAUCAUCCGUCCAAGCAAGAGAUCAAGGAAAUACAGAUACUCAACGGAUGAGGUAUGCCUACCAUUAGAGAUCUGGAUGAUGCCACUUUUGACGCAUCUUGUCUCCUUUUUCGAUCUAUUUCCAAAUCCAGAAGGAGCAGCUUCUGCUCUCAAGAACCUGCUGACUCUGUCUGUGGUGAAGAAGCUGAUAUGCACGGAAGAGAUGAUGAAAUUAAUUUGUAAUGUGAAAAAGCUGUCAGUCACUUAUUUUGGAGACAUGUAUAAAGAAGACUACCAGCUCAACAAUCUUGUUCUUCUGACUCAACUUGAGAAGCUGACACUUGCUGUGAAGAAAGGUUCUCAUUUUCAAAUAAAAGCUAAGCCUGUUUUCCCAGAGACACUGAAAAAGUUAACCUUGAGUGGUUGGCGAUUUCCGUGGGAGAAUAUGAAAUCUAUUGCAGCUCUGCCCCAUCUUCAAGUGCUCAAAUUGAGAGAUCAUGCCUUUGAAGGCAAUACGUGGAGCACUUUAGAAGAGAGUGAUGAAGAGGACGAAGAUGAGGAUUAUGAAGAAGCUGAAGUAAAACUGUUUCUUGAACUGGAAUACUUGCUGAUUGAGGAAUCUGAUUUGGAAAAUUGGGUUACAAAUAAUCGUCAUUUCCCAGCACUGGAGCGCCUAGUGCUCAAAGGUUGUGAUAAGCUGAAUGAAAUUCCGAAUGACAUUAGAUACACCAAGCUUCUUAAAAUCAUUGAGGUUGAUCGUGCAAACCUAUCUCUUCUCAAGUGUAUCCGAGAGAUCCAAAAGGAACUAAUCGAAUAUGACACCGCCCUUGAAGUUCGAGAAUUAUAAGGGGUAUUAGCAAGAAGUGAAGGUUUUCAAAAAAGACAAGGUUGCAAGCGUUCUGGAAAUUUGUACUUCACACUUCACUUAAUAAUCUGUUUUGAAUCCCCGCUUAUUCAGUGUCUUGUUUUCCCUUUUAUUUAUUCAUUUAUUAGUCUUCAUAUUAGUA
Molecule: messenger RNA, 2928 nt
Organism: Salvia hispanica
Lineage: Eukaryota; Viridiplantae; Streptophyta; Magnoliopsida; Lamiales; Lamiaceae
Product: disease resistance protein RPP13-like
Biological process (GO): defense response to other organism
Molecular function (GO): ADP binding
Source: RefSeq, a predicted model, not a curated record